Molecule: messenger RNA, 4089 nt
Organism: Penaeus monodon (black tiger shrimp)
Lineage: Eukaryota; Metazoa; Arthropoda; Malacostraca; Decapoda; Penaeidae
Product: alanine racemase-like
Exons: 7
Coding region: 855-2390 (511 amino acids)
Cellular component (GO): cytosol
Molecular function (GO): pyridoxal phosphate binding; alanine racemase activity
Source: RefSeq, a predicted model, not a curated record
ACGCCACUUCCCGGUCUUAUUUGAUGUUGUUUACAAUCAGUAGGAAGAGGAGAUACAGGUCUUCAUGAUUUCAGGAUAAGAAGCACACAUAUUCUUGACUUACAAAUAAGGAAUAUCAUGACUAAGGGACAAAUGUCACCGAGUCUGUCGAGAUACGUGUCCAAAAAAUAUGUACAGGCCUUAUACCAACUGGAACUAUCAGAUUGGAAAAUAUAUAUAUACAUGUAAUUAUAUAUUUUUUUUUCUGACUUUUUAUUUAUUUAUAGUAAUCUAUGUAUAAGCUUUCUUCUUUAUCUCUUUCUUUCACCGACUUCUUUUAUGCUUUUGAAUACUUACAGUCAAGACGUUUGUCACACCAUAAAGUCAUAUGCUUAAGGCAACUUCCUUGAAUAGAUUUCGACAUUUUUUUGUAAAAGAAAAAUCAAAAAUUAUACUUUCUUAAACACUGCGAAACCCGACGUCUGAACUAAGUAUUGCUUUUAUGCUUUCAUUUUCUUUUAAAUCUGGUAAUAACGAGUGUUUAGCAGUUAAGUAUUCUUCUUUUAGUUACUUGAACCCAAGAAUGAGGAAUUGUUUAGUGUUAUAAAUUAGAAUUAGCACCCGGGGUUUGAAAAAAUGGAAAGGAUGAACGUAAGGAAAUGUUCGUUAGGUAACCAGCAAGUUUCGUAAAAAAUACAUUUCUCCUACUUCUGACACUUCUCUUCUGCAGGAAUAAAUUACGACUCGAAUCUACUUACCAAACUUUUCACAGAAAGCUUCGCAAAAAUUACAUGCUUUCUUAUUGCAACGAUUAGAGACCUUAAUUCCCGAUGGCUACGAUGCUGUGACACAAGGAACACUUCUGCGACAGGAAAAUGAAAAUAACUUUUUUAACAAAGUAUUUCAAGCAUUUUAUAAAACUACAUGCCGCAAGAUCCGCGCCUCCACUAGUAUGGCUACGACUAGCCACAUCUUCCCCUUCUCUGUUCGAGUUCUCACAUUCACAUCGCCAGGGCCCUUCGCCUUCAACGUCUCUUCCUUCUCCUCCUCCUCGAUCCCCGUCUGCUUCUCCUCCUCCUUCUACUUCUCCCAAUCCUCGCAUCCUUUCCUCUUCCUCAUCAGUCUCUCGCAUCUCCCAUAGAGCCAUGACAGGAGAAGCGACAACAUCCCUCAGCCCCACAGCCCGCGUCGGUCCUGCCAAGGCGUCUCUACUGCCGCUGCUGGACGACGCCUUCGCGCAACUCAAAGUGCCGUCCUUCAUCCACGUGAACCUGGACGCCGUGGCCCACAACGUCGAUGUUCUCAAGGGUCUUUCUUCAUCUCAUACAGAGAUUAUGGGCGUUGUGAAGGGUGGUGCUUACGGCUCUGGUCUCCUGCCGGUGGUGGAAGUCCUCCUGGAGAAGGGCGUGAAGGAAUUAUCAGUUGCCACAGUGGCCGAGGGGGUCUACUUGCGGAGGCAUGGGAUACAGGUCCCUAUUACUGUUCUAGGUAACCUACUGCCGUGUGAAGUGAGCGACGUCACACAGCAUCACCUCAUUCCGUCCCUCAGCUGGUCGCACGCCCUCACCUCACUACCUCGAGAGGCCUUGGUUUAUCCGGACGGCUCGAGACUCAAGGCGGCCAUUAACAUCGACACAGGAAUGUCUCGUUACGGCGUCCAACCCGAGGACCUUCCCGCGCUGGUGCAAGAGCUGGACGACCUCGAAGUCAAUAUCUACUCCUUGUAUACGCACUUCCAGUCCGCCAUCACGGAGAGGGAGAAGAACCGCAAACAGCUCGACCUCUUUCUCGAAGCUUCUAAACCUUUCACGUCCCGUGGUAUUACUCGACAUGUGGCAGCUACAACAGGAUGUGUGCAGGACCUUGGGACUGACCUGGACUUCAUAAGACCCGGUGGAGCUAUCACGGGCUUAUGUUCAGGUAGCGACCGAGAAGGAACGGAGCAGUUCGCAAUGAAAGGCUUCCAACCGGCGUUCUCCGUGGUUACUAGGCCUACCUUCUAUAAGCUCCUGAAGGCGGGGCGAGACAUCGGCUACGACGGAACGUACACAACUUCUGAAGACGAGUGGAUCGCCAACUUCACUACGGGGUGGUCUGAUGGCCUCAGUCGACGUCUUAGCAAUGGCGUCGGGGCGGUCAAGAGAGUUAGCACAGGUGAACGGUGCCCCAUCGUGGGUCGAGUGUCCAUGGACUCCAUCACCGUCCGCCUCCCUGAAGAGCCAUCCCCUGGUGAGGUGUUCCAAGUCCUCACCGAUGACUUCGACGACGUGACUUCAGCAGUUGGCAUGGCAAGGAAUCUAGGCGGUGCCACCUACGAGAUGCCCGGAAACUGGUCCACGCGGUUGCCUCGCCUCUACACUCGCAACGGAAAGAUCGUCAGGAUUUGUCCGAGCCUUGAAUACACAUGUUGAGGGAUUUUCGGAAGAUUGAGGGUUCCUCGUUAUAGUGGGUAUGAUUGAUAGUGAUGGUUGUGAAAUGAUGGGAGCAUGUUGAAAUGAUGGGAGCAUGUUGAAAUGAUGAGAGCAUGUAGAAAUGAUGGGAGCAUAUUGAAAUGAUGGGAGUCAUGCGAGUGGCGGGGGAGGGUUUAGAAAGAAUCUGAGUAUCCAUCCUCAGAACUGUCGUAGGUAGAUUUGACAAAGGGUAAUUUUGAAGGACGUUGUAAGAUCCUGAGGCGGAUUUGUACCUUGAAAAUGCAAUUUCAUGCUAUACGAGUCGUUGUAUAGCGUGACUAUAUAUUUUUUAGAAAACUGUGGAGUCAUGGGCUUAACCCUCACGUAUCUAGCACGUAUAAGUCGAUAUUCUUGAUAUUAACACAACAGCACUUUUAAGAGUAAUAUAAUGAUCAGAUGAUGGUGGAUAUCACAGAAUAUUCAUCUUUUCUUUUUUCGUAAUGUACCAAGGUAUGCAAUGAAGAAGAGAUAAUGAUAGUGGAAGACACGGAAGAAGCAACACGCUAAAGGGCGGUACUUCAUUCUUUUAAUAUUUUUAAUAACUCUGAUAGUUUUCCCUUCCCUUAUAAUAUUUAAUAACCAAAUACCUUUGCUUGUAAUUAUAUCAAGUUCAAUUUUCUGUGAAGGAACCAUUACUACGACUCAGAAACGAUGUACAAAUAGACCAGUCACUCUUAGAUAGUUAUAAAUUAUGAAUUUAAAAUAAUCGUUAAAAGCACUGAAAUGGGGUUGGAAUUGCACAAAAUUAAUUUCCUAAGGUUUCAUCCUUUAUAAUUCUUCUUUACUUAUUGAUAUACAAAAUUUGACUCAACGAUGUAGCGAAAUGAAAACAUCGUUGUCAUUAUAGGGAUUUCUAUAUAUAUUGCUGCAUAAUUUGUCCACGUAAGAUUGUUAAUCCUUAUAAGGUUUUCCUUGAAUAUAACUCGUCGUAUAUAGUUUCCAAAGGCAUCGAAAACACACAAAAACACUCAACUACUCUGCCCCCCCCCCAAGUUAAAGAGCAGUAAUUAUUAUUUUUUUUUUUUACCAAAUUAUACCCAAAGGACUUAAAUCCACUAUCUCCACCUUCUUUACACCUCAUAUUCUUAAAAAAUCUUAUUUACCGAAAUUUUAGGCAGUACCUGCCAAAAGGCAGUGGCCACACGUAAAAAUCCAAAUUUCUCAAAACCAUAGUUUAACAUAUACUGCUUUUUAACUUUGGGAGAGUAGUGCUUGUCUGUGUUAAAAGGGAAGUGAUCAUAAAUCUUAAUGUGCAAUGAUUGUCUUCAUAUUUCAUCUUUCUCUCUCUCUAUCUGUAUAUACAUAUAUUAAUAUAUUAAUUUAUUUAUUCAUAAUUUGAUGAUCUUGCGAAACAUCGAAAGCAUUUUGAUGCGGGCCGUGGAAUCAUGCAAUUUAGUUAUUUGUGUGGGAUAUUAUAAAAUAUCAACAUAUAUAUAUAUAUAUAUAUAUAUAUAUAUAUAUAUAUAUAUAUAUAUAUAUCUGUGUGUGUGUGUGUAUGUGUGUGUGUAUGCAUAUAAUAUUUAUGUGCAUGUGUAAGUAUACGUGUUUAAGUGUUCAUGGUUAUGCACAGUACAUAUCGUUUGGUUACACAUAUAGAUUUGAAAAUAUAUAUUCAGGGAUACAUAUGUGAACAUUUUAAAUAAAUUUUUGAAGAUCCUCA